Molecule: messenger RNA, 1765 nt
Organism: Phycodurus eques (leafy seadragon)
Lineage: Eukaryota; Metazoa; Chordata; Actinopteri; Syngnathiformes; Syngnathidae
Gene: aatf
Product: apoptosis antagonizing transcription factor
Exons: 4
Coding region: 52-1530 (492 amino acids)
Biological process (GO): regulation of transcription by RNA polymerase II
Cellular component (GO): nucleus; nucleolus
Source: RefSeq, a predicted model, not a curated record
AGCGCCUCGGACAACCGCACGCGUUGGCUAGUCUGUUUCCAAGUUUCCCUGAUGUCGACAAUUUCUUUUUCGCAGGAGCUCCAAGACCUCCUCAACCCGCUCCCAAAGUUCGCCGAUCCCGAGGACGACCAUGACGAGGCCACCAGAGCCCGAGUCAGCGACGCCUUCGCCGGGGACGUCGACGACGACGAGGAGGUCGGCGGCGGCGGCGGCGGCGGCGGCGGCGCCGCCCUGCGAAGGAGAAACGCCAUCAUGCUGGCCGAGGGCGACGGAAGGUACCUGGGGAAGGCCGUCAGCAGACAGCAGCUCCUCAUGGACGUCGACCAAAAUGAUGAAGACGAGGAGGAGGAGGAGGAUGGCAGUGUUGAAGAACUAGAAGCGGACGAAGAGGAGGCGGACGCGGACUUCCACGAGCAGACUGGCGGCACGGACGACCUCCGGGUGAGCCAGGAGGAUGAUGGCGAGGAAGACCAGAUGGAAGAGGAUGAAGAUGGCGUGGAGGAGGAGGAGGGCGCCAUCUCCACCUUCUCCAAGGAGAAGCUGGACGAGGAGGUGGAGAAGGGCGAGGCGGUCCGGAAGCAGCUGGCGCUGUGGGAGCAGCUCCUGGAGGCCCGCAUCAAGAUGCAGAAGGCGCUGGGCAGCGCCAACCGCCUCCCGCGCCCACACGCCCUUCCGCACUUCCGGGCCAGGGGCGGCGCCCGGCAGGCGGGCGCCGCCGAGGACGCGCGCGAGGCCUUGAAGGCGCUUCAGAGGUCCCUGCUGGACCUUCACCAGCUGCUCAUCCGGCAGAGCGCCACGCCGGUCCUGCUGGGCCGGGAUGAGGAUGAGGAUGAGGAAGAUGAAGAGGGCAGAGCGGCCGAGCGCAAACCGGACGUGUCCGACGACCCCGAGGUGGCGUCGGAGCGUUUCGCCGCCUUCCGGCCGUACCGCGACGCCACGCUACGGAAGUGGCACGACAGAACGCGCCUGAGCUCGGGCAAGCGCGGCGGCGGCGGCGGCGACUUCGGCGCGUUCGAGCGCGACGUCGUCAGCCAAGUGGAGCAGAUCCUGACGGACAAGGAGCGGCUGGUGCGACGGACGCAGACGCGCCGUUCCGAGUACCGCGUCCUCGGGACCGGCGAGGAGCCGGACCGCGCCGACGCACGAAACCCGUCGGGGGAGCGUCUUGAUGGGCCAACGCCCGCCAGAGGCGAGCGGGCGAAGGACGCGGACGAGGACGUCUUCGACGACGACGACUUCUACCACCAGCUGCUGCGCGAGCUGAUCGAGCGCAAAACGGGCGGCGCCGACGCCGCCGACCGGCAGGUGGCGGCGGGGCGCCAGUGGCUGCGGAUCCAGAAGCUGCGCAGCAAGAUCAAGAAGAAGGUGGACACCAAGGCCAGCAAAGGUCGCAAGGUCAGGUUCGACGCGCACAACAAGCUGCUCAACUUCAUGGCGCCCGUCCUCCGGGACGACGGGGCGCUCGCCCACGACGCCCGCACCGAACUCUACAGGGGACUCUUUGGACACGCAGACUCCGCCUACCUGUGAUGUCAUCGCCCGCUGGAUGAUCAUUUUCAUAAAACAUCUAGCGUGAUCUGUGACCUUUGACCUAUUGAUACUGCACUGGUACGCUACAUAGGAGCAUAUUCUGUAGUACUAUAUUGUUCAAUUGUGUAUUGUGCUAUAUUAUGCUAAAUUGUACUCAAUACUUUGGCAAAUACACUGACAAUCAAAGUACUCUAUUUGAUCAUGUACAUUGGUUGCGCAUGAUUAAAAUGCGAAA